Daldinia childiae is the source of this 861-nucleotide messenger RNA. RefSeq names its product putative oxidoreductase YusZ. Lineage: Eukaryota; Fungi; Ascomycota; Sordariomycetes; Xylariales; Hypoxylaceae. The coding region runs from base 1 to 861 and encodes 286 amino acids. The record is from RefSeq and is a predicted model, not a curated record. Gene Ontology annotation, molecular function: oxidoreductase activity. The transcript has 3 exons.
AUGACAUCCCCAGUUUGGCUUAUCACAGGUGCCUCGAAUGGCCUAGGCCUCUCGUUCAGCCUUCGUGCCCUGAAGGCUGGCCAUAAGGUCAUCGGUGCGAUGCGCAACCCAACACGGGCUGCUCAAGCCGUCGAGGCCAUCGAGAGUAAGGGAGGGAAGGUAGUGCAAAUAGACAUGACGGAGUCUCAAGCCAGUAUCCACGAGAAAGUGAAGGCAGCUGAGAAGAUUUACGGCAAAAUCGACAUUCUAAUAAAUAAUGCCGGUUACUCGCUCCUUGGGCCACUUUCGGAAUUUACCGAGAAAGAAGUCAAUACCCAGAUACAAACCAACUUCUUCGGUCCAAUCUAUGCUAUUCAGGCCGUUCUUCCCGGGAUGAGAGACCGUAAAUCCGGGACUAUCGUCAAUAUCAGCAGCAUAGCUGGCCUAGAUGGUCUUCCAACAUGUUCACUAUAUGCCGGUAGCAAGUUCGCUCUCGAAGGGCUUAGCGAGUCUCUAGCGUGCGAAGUAGCAGAGUGGGGUAUCAAUGUGCUAAUAGUAGAACCUGGCGCAUUCCGGACAAACUUCCUACAGGCAUUAGUCGCGAACGAAAAAGGCCUUCCCGAGCAUGAAAAAGAUACGCCUGUUGGAAAAACUAUGCAGAUUUUCAACGAUAUGGCGGGAACUCAGAGGGGAGACCCAGAUAAGCUGGCCGACCGUGUCUUUGAGGUAGUAACGGGUGAAGGAGAAGCAGGUGCGCUGAAGGGAAAGAUCCUAAGGUUGCCGUUAGGGAAGGACUGUUUGUCCCGAGUAGACGCCAAAAUUGCAAAGUUAAAGAGCGACGUGGAUGCAUCUAGGGCAAUAGCCGAAACUACGGAUUUCUAA